Messenger RNA from Episyrphus balteatus (marmalade hoverfly), 644 nucleotides. RefSeq names its product signal recognition particle 14 kDa protein (gene Srp14). The transcript has 4 exons. Gene Ontology annotation, cellular component: signal recognition particle, endoplasmic reticulum targeting. Gene Ontology annotation, molecular function: endoplasmic reticulum signal sequence receptor activity; 7S RNA binding. Lineage: Eukaryota; Metazoa; Arthropoda; Insecta; Diptera; Syrphidae. Gene Ontology annotation, biological process: SRP-dependent cotranslational protein targeting to membrane. The record is from RefSeq and is a predicted model, not a curated record. The coding region runs from base 81 to 410 and encodes 109 amino acids.
GGUUGUACCAACAUUCCAACACAAAAAUAAAAAGAAAGAAAAGUCAUUUAUAUUUUUACUACUUCAUUUUAACAUAAAAAAUGGUCUUGCUGGACAAUUCUUCGUUUAUUUUGAAACUUGAAAAAUUCGCAGUCGCUGCUAAAAAUGAUUCUUCUUUUACGGUAACUUUCAAGCGAUUUGAUGGUCAUAAUAAACCAGUACCUCGGGAAGGAAAACCUCCACUGCCACAACCUGAAAAGUAUCAGUGCCUGAUCAGAGCUCAAACAAAGUCCAAAAAGCUGUCCACCGUCGUUAAACAGGAAGAUGUUCCUAAAAUGAUGACAAUGUAUGCCCAAUUUAUGCGAAGCAACAUGGACGGUCUCAAGCGAGUGAAAAAAAUCAAAAGCAAAGCGAAGGCAGCUAAAGGAUAAAAUUACUCUAGAUGCAAAAGUAUAUUUUUAAAAAUAUAUAUAAACAAGGAAAAAAGCAUGAAAGUAAUGGAUAUUUUCAGGUUUUUUUUAUGUUUUUAAUUAAGUCAUUUUUUUUUUAUUUGAAUUUUUAAUAAUUUAAUAAGAAACAAAACAAAAACAAGAAAAAGUAACAUUGCAAUUGAAACAAACGAGAAAAGUAACCGAUUAAAGUGCAUUUUAAGAAUUUUAUAGUUA